Molecule: messenger RNA, 3120 nt
Organism: Manduca sexta (tobacco hornworm)
Lineage: Eukaryota; Metazoa; Arthropoda; Insecta; Lepidoptera; Sphingidae
Gene: Bap111
Product: SWI/SNF-related matrix-associated actin-dependent regulator of chromatin subfamily E member 1
Exons: 15
Coding region: 160-2037 (625 amino acids)
Biological process (GO): negative regulation of DNA-templated transcription
Cellular component (GO): SWI/SNF complex
Molecular function (GO): nucleosomal DNA binding; nuclear receptor binding
Source: RefSeq, a predicted model, not a curated record
UAUUAGCAAGGUUAUAUUAAAAACGUCAUUAUGACAAAAUGUCGGAAGAUUAUGGCGUCUGCAAAUAGAAAGUGACGCUUGAAUCGAAAAUUUGUUAGUUACAGGUUGAACAAAAUUGGAGUGUCUAUUAUAAUUACAGUUUCAGGUUGACGAUACAAGAUGGCAACACCAAAUAAUUACAAACAAGCACCAUCCAUGUCAAUGCCGAGUCCACAAAGCAAUCCGCACUACAUGAUUGCGGGGCCCCCAAUGAGUUUCGGCAUCAUUAAAGGCGGUAUGAAUGCACCGCCGGCGCACCAUAACCAAUAUCAGUACCACCCGCAAUACCAAGGUGGUCCCGGGAUGGGGCACCCGGGCCCCCCGGGGGGCUUCGGCGGGUGGCCGCUCGGGGGGCUAGCGCACGCCCCCCAGCAACAGGGCCGUUUCGCUGCAGAGGGGGCGCGACGCGCCGCCGCCGCCGCUCAGCCAUCACAGCCCACCAAGGAUGAUAAAACUAGCCCAUUUGUUUCCACUGUACAUUCGCAUCCUGGAUUCCAACCACAAAAGAUUGGAAAAGGUGCUGGUGCGGGUGCCGGUCUCCCGAAACCACCCAAGCCACCAGAAAAACCAUUGAUGCCAUACAUGAGAUAUUCACGUCGAGUUUGGGACAGCGUGAAGGCGGCCCAUCCAGAUCUAAAGCUAUGGGAGAUUGGACGUAUUAUCGGUGGCAUGUGGAGGGACCUACCGGAAACAGAAAAGGCUGGGUUUGUGGACGAAUAUGAAGCGGAAAAGUCCGAGUACGAAAAGAGCCUCAAAACAUAUCACAAUUCGCCCGCGUACCUCGCUUAUAUAGCGGCCAAAAACAAGGCAGUAGUAGGUAACUUGGAAGAAGAGAGCUCAAGCAAAAAAGGCAGCUCUCAGAAGGAGCAACAGCAACAGGACAGAAGAAUUGAUAUUCAACCAGCUGAGGAUGAAGAAGAUCAAGACGAAGGCUUGUCUGUGAAACACGUAGCGUACGCGCGUUAUCUACGUAAUCACAGGCUGAUCAACGAGAUAUUCUCCGAUACAGUGGUGCCUGACGUCAGGUCUGUGGUCACCACUGCUAGGAUGCAGAUCCUAAAGAAGCAAGUGCAAUCAUUGACAAUGCAUCAGAAGAAAUUAGAAGAUGAGCUGCAGCAGAUUGAAGAGAAGUUUGAGGCAAAGAAACGCAAGUUCAUUGAGAGCAGUGAGGUUUUCCAAGAGGAAUUAAAGAAGCACUGCAAGCCGGCCGUGGAUGAGGAGACAUUCCAGCGUAUGGUGGAGCGCGCCAUGGAGCAGAUGCGCCGUGGUAUCGACCCCACCGCUUCGCAGACCACCACGCCAGGCCAUGGCGCUGAGAGGAAAGACGAGUCGAUGAAAGAUCAGUCGCAUCCCAAAGGCGAGAGCAACGGCCCUAAUCCUCCGACACAAGUGGACAAAGUAUCCACCAGCGAAUCCAAGCCAGAUACCAACACAACCACCGAGUUGAACAAGACUGAUGAAACAAAGGAUAAAGAGAUGGAUGAAAAUGGACCACCAACCCAUGACGGUGAAGGUGACCGCAAGGAGGAGAAAGGCGAGAUGAAGAGCGAGAGCAAGGAGCAGGCGCCACCUGCCCCGCAUCCGCCCGCGCACCCACAGCACAUCACCUCGCCACCGCACCACGCGAUGAUGAUGCCGCCGAACCCCAACGCGCCAGGUCCUCACCCGGGACCACCGCACGCGGGCCCUCCGCCGCCGCCAGUGGGCGCAGUGGGCGCGUACGGGGCGCCGUACGGCGGACGCUACUACGGCGGGUACGCCGGCGGCUUCCCGGCCGGCUACGCGCAUCCGUACUACGGCGCGGGCGGCGAGCACUACGCGCCGCACCAUGCCCCGCACCACGCCCCGCAACAUGCGCCACAACACGCGCCGCAACACGCUCCGCAGCACGCGCCGCCGCUCGCGCCGCACCACGCGUCGCACGCGCCCCACCAGCCGCUGCAGCCGCAUCACGACGUCAAACCGGAUGAGCCACAGCCGAAGAAGGAGGGUGAAUGAUCGUCACCUAAGCGCGUCGUUAAACGGCGCCGCAAGUCCUCCUCGAAGGACACCCAGUGAGGUGUGGACACUAGUGCAUUCUUUAAAUUAUGUGAAACUGGAUUGGACAUAACUUGCUGCAAGCAAAAUAAUAGUGUUAAAUAAUUCGUGAUACAUUUAAAUUUAUUGUAAUAUGGACCUAAAUGUGAAAUUAAGAUAAUUCAAAAUCCUCUGGAUGAAUAUUGCAUAUAACUAUGAACUUGCUUAGAAUAUAUUGAAAAAAUAAUAAUUUAAGCGAAUUGAUAUUUGGAUUCUGAGAAUGUUCUCAAUAUUAGUAUGUAAGAGUGGGUAAAUGGAUAAUCAAUUGAGUAUUUUUAUGGUAGAAUGAUUUAACUGUAUAAUUAGCCUUUUUUUCUCCUUUUUAGUGUAUAUCUCCAAUGUCGAUUAAUAUAUAGUAGUUUUAUAAUGUAACUAAAGUUAGACUGCUUGUCCACCAAGACGGUAUCACCCACUACGGCGGUGGACUUGCUAGUGUUCUGUAUUUUAAAUAUAAUGUGUAAAUUAAUGUAUAACUUACUGAUAAUUACCCUAAUAUAAAUAUCUAUACUAUAAAUAUUCAAGUGGCCAGAAGACUAAACUUUUUUUCCAUAAAGCCAUUGUGUUUAUAUUGGGUUAAAUAAAACAAAACAUGGCUGGAGUCACAUUUAUUAAGUGAUAAAUAAGACAUUUUAAUACUUAUUUACAAAUACAUUAUAAUAGAAAUACAUUUAAUAUGACUGUAGGUAAAUUAGGUGUAUAGUAUGUGCAUAUUUGCAGGAUAAAAUACUGACUCACUUUAUUAUUCUUGAUUUUUUCUGAAUAUGUAUUUAACUAUUAAAAAUGAGGAUUUAUUGUAAAAAUACUGUACAUCAUAAAGUUUUUUUUUAUUUUAUACAUAGCCAGUAGAUUUUUGCCCUGGAGUGCAUUGUAAUCCUUAAUUUGUGGUUGAUGAGGCAAACUUGGCCACAAUGGGAUAGCCGUUGACAAUUGUUCCAUUGAUUUCGUGCACAGCACUUAUUGCUAGAUCAUAAUCUGGAAAUUGGAAAAUAAAUGUUAUUCAUAGUG